AUGUUACGAACAACACCUUUCUGUCACUAUUCACAGCAAGGCGUCGCUCGUCUCUCAGCUUCUAAAGAGAAAGAACUUUCGCUCUCACUAUCAGAAGACAGGCGUGCAAUAAUCCUAUCCCUCUCAUCGAGCGUUCAUUCUAUUCAGUGCAUCUAUAAAAGUGUCAUUUCGACUGGACCGUUUCAGAGUUCUUCACUUAGGAGGCGGAGGCGACCAUGAUGGAGGCGGCGCCGACUGGCAGAGC
Messenger RNA from Acanthoscelides obtectus, 244 nucleotides. The record is from the annotation of a GenBank genome assembly. Lineage: Eukaryota; Metazoa; Arthropoda; Insecta; Coleoptera; Chrysomelidae.